AUGGGAUUCAACAAUAUGAAAGGUUUAAAUACCUUCAUUACUGAUAUCCGGAAUCUGCGUUCAAAAGAACAAGAAGAAAAACGCGUGAAUGUGGAAUUAGCGAAAAUUCGUGCCAAAUUCAAAGGUUCUACGCUCAAUGGAUAUCAAAAAAAGAAGUAUAUUUGUAAACUACUUUACAUAUACAUGAUGGGCUAUACUGUAACUUUUGGUCAUUUAGAGUCUGUGAAUCUUCUUUCUUCGAAUAAAGUGAGAGAAAAGCAAGUUGGUUAUUUAGCAACAGCUUUUCUUCUUCAUGAGAACCAUGAACUAAUUAAACUUGUUAUUAAUUCUGUGAAGAAAGACCUUAUGAGCACCAAUCCUAUUCACAACAGCUUUGCUCUAAACGCAGUUGCUAACAUCGGCGGGCAAGAGAUGUGUGAGGCGGUUUAUGUUGAUGUGCAUAAACUACUUUGUUCACCUACCUCCGAGAGUUAUGUUCGACAGAAAGCUGCACUUGCAAUGCUUCACAUUUAUCGUAAAUAUCCCCAUCUCAUACAUCCAGAGUGGCUUGAGAGACUGGCUAUGAUGUUGAGCGACGAGGAUUUGGAUGUUUCUCUUUCAGUAGCUUCUCUCAUGGAAGCCAUUGCAAAACAAGAACCUGCCAUGCAUGGAAUGCUGUUUUCUCAAGCCGUAAAUCGGUUAAAGAACAUUGUUUUUGAACAAGCUUACACUCCUGACUAUUUGUAUUAUGCCGUUCCGUGUCCAUGGCUACAAGUCCGGUUACUUCGUGUGCUUAUUGCAUGUUCCCCUACUGAUGAUAAGGCGUUGCAGGAAAGUCUUCACACUGUUCUCGCUCGAAUCAUCUCAGUUCACGUUAUACCAUCUAACAUCCAGCAAACCAAUGCUUUGCAUGCCAUUCUUUUCGACGCCAUUCGGCUCAUUUACAUUAACGAACCCAAUGAGACACUCUCACAAAAUACCACUAAGCUACUUAGUGAAAUGAUUGCCAGCAAGGAAACAAACAUUCGUUAUCUUUCGUUCCAAUUGACCGCCUCCCUAAUCAGCAAUGGUUUUAAGAUGCCUUUCUUGAAAAAGCACAAGGACCUAAUCCUCUCAUCUUUGAAAUACAAAGAUGUGUCAAUGCGUAAAAAGAGUCUGGAUUUGCUAUACGCAAUGUGUGAUUCCGAGAACUCCAAGGUCAUCAUUUCAGAUUUACUGCAGACUUUCCCCUACCUGGAUACUACUACGCGUGAGGAUAUGGUACUUAAGAUUUCGGUCUUAACGGAAACACACUCUAAAGAUUCCAAGUGGUAUGUAGACGUGAAUUUGCAACUUCUACGACUUGGAGGGGAUUCUGUGAGUGAUGAGGUUUGGAAAAGGCUUAUAGUCAUAAUUAUGCAGCGGCCGGAAAUUCAGAAGUACGCCGUGACAAGUCUCUUCAAGCUUCUUCAAUCCGAUUCGGUCUACGACAGUCUCAUCAAGAUUGGCGGCUAUAUCAUCGGUGAAUACGGGCGUUUGAUAUCUGAGGAAACCGGAAGCUUGCCUAUAAACCAAUAUACUACUAUAUAUCGUAAACUGUGCACCUCCCAUUCGACUUCAACAAAGGCAUUGCUGUUGACAACCAUGCUGAAAUUUUGCAAUACUUAUCCUGACAUGAAAUCUCGUAUAAUGAACAUUUUCGACAAGUAUGCUACAAUGUUGGAUCCUGAAGUACAACAAAGAGCUUGCGAAUAUCGGCUGAUUCUUCGACUUCCAAAUGAGGUUCUAAAAACAGUUUGUGAUGAAAUGCCGCCAAUCGAUGAGAAAUCUCAACCCUUGCGCACCGACUUGGCAAGAUUAUCUACGUAUUCUUUAGCCCGCACCCAAAGUAUGUCAACGGAAAAUAUCUUCCGUACAGACGCGUUGGAUCUUUCGGCUUGUUACCCUGGUUUUGCACGUUUAUGCUGGCGUAAUGAGGGCGUUUUGUUUCAAGAUGCACUGCUGCAAAUCGGCGUUCGUAUAAGCGUAAAGAAAGAAUAUGCAACGGUGUUCCUUUACUUUGGUAGCCGCUCUGCUACGGAUAUCACUUCGUUUACCUCUUCAUUUUUGAAUAAGAGUGAAAACUUAGAAGUUUCCUCUACAUUUUCGGAAACCGUUUUGAAACCCAAAGCACAGAUUUUUGAGGAAAUUACUAUAGCACUUCCCAAGGGGGCCUUCGAAGUACCCGUUGUCCGCGUUUCAUGCGUUGCCGGAGUUUUGCAUUCAGUGAAUUUGAAGAUUCCUAUCAUCAUAACAAAGUUCAUGCAACCUGUUACAUUGGAUGCAUACACAUUCUUUCAUCGGUGGGGCCAAAUGGGCCAGGAACGUGAAGCACAGCUUACUUUUGCUCUUGAAAAUCCAAAGGACAAGCUGGAAACUGUAAAACUGUUUAAGGUUGUCAUUGGUAUGCAAUGGGGUAUAUGCACAAAUGUGGAUUCAAUUAAGACAAACAUUGUUGGUGCCGGUAUAGUGAAAUUGAAUAAUUCCAAUCCUGGAUGUUUGCUCAGAUUGGAACCCAACUACGAAAAAGACCUAAUUCGUGUAUCUGUGCGAAGCACUCAAACAGACAUUGCCAAUUGCAUUGCCAAAAUAAUGCAAGACGUAUUAUCACGCAGUUUCAACGCCUAA
This is a messenger RNA of Schizosaccharomyces japonicus yFS275, 2625 nucleotides long. RefSeq names its product AP-2 adaptor complex subunit Alp3. Bases 1 to 2625 code for a protein of 874 amino acids. The transcript is spliced from 2 exons. Gene Ontology annotation, cellular component: AP-2 adaptor complex; membrane; clathrin adaptor complex. Lineage: Eukaryota; Fungi; Ascomycota; Schizosaccharomycetes; Schizosaccharomycetales; Schizosaccharomycetaceae. The record is from RefSeq and is a predicted model, not a curated record. Gene Ontology annotation, biological process: protein transport; intracellular protein transport; vesicle-mediated transport. Gene Ontology annotation, molecular function: clathrin-cargo adaptor activity.